UUACGGAUAUAACAGGAAGGUUUAAUGACAGAGCGAGACACAUUGUUGUGCCUGCAUUUCUCGAGGGAGACGCGUUCAUUCAGGCGUUCAGGCGACAGAAAAACUCCCUCACUUCCCCUUUCUGCCCUCUCACUUCAGUUCUUCCGCAAAGCAGGUGUUUCCAACAGCGCGUUUCAGAUGCAGACGCUUCUAACUGCCGUGCGUUUGCCUAUUUACGCUUCCCCAUGUGAGUAAUACAGUGUCCUGCGUUUAAGUCUUUCAGGCGUGUAUUUUUCUCAGAAAGGCAUCAUGAAGUUCAACGGAUAUCUGAAGUUGCGUAUCGGUGAAGCUGUGGACCUGAAGCCCACGACCACCUCCAUGCGCCACGCUGUGAUGUUCAACAAGGCGACCCAAACCCUCGACCCCUACAUAGUCGUGAAAGUGGACGAGUAUAAGAUCGGACAGACGCACACUAAGCUGAAAACCAACAUGCCCACUUAUAACGAGGAGUUUUCCGUUAACGUAAACAACGGUAAGCAAGUGGAGCUGGCCGUUUUUCAUGACGCACCGAUCGGUUACGACGACUUUGUGGCCAACUGUACCAUCCAGUUUGACGAUCUGAUGAAGACCAACAACAAAGAGGAGUCUUUUGAAGGAUGGGUUGAUCUUGAACCUGAGGGUAAGGUUUACAUCCUGGUUACUCUCACAGGCUCAUUUAUAGAUGAGGAUGCUGGAGGAAACGCGCGGCCGUACAAAGAGUUUAAUCGAAAACGGCAACAGGCAGUCAGAAGAAAAAUUCACCAAGUCAACGGGCACAAAUUCAUGUCAACUUUCUUAAAGCAACCAACAUUCUGUUUCCACUGCAAAGAGUUCAUAUGGGGUGUUUUUGGAAAACAGGGCUACCAAUGUCAAGUUUGCACCUGUGUUGUACACAAGCGAUGCCAUCAAUUUGUGGUUACAGUUUGUCCACGCAUGAAGAAACCUGCCAAGGAGCAGAGUACAAAUCAGGGUUUCAGUAUAAACGUUCCCCAUAAAUUCAGCAUCCACAAUUAUAAAGUUCCUACCUUCUGUGACCACUGCGGCUCUUUGCUGUGGGGCAUCGUACGUCAAGGAUUGCACUGCAAAAUUUGUAAAAUGAAUGUCCAUAUCCGCUGUAAGGGAAAUGUUGCACCAAACUGUGGAGUCAACAAUGUUGAACUGGCCAAUAAACUGGCAGAAAUGGGCCUUCAGCCGGGAGGACUGACCAAACGCAACUCCGUGGGUCUUGCGGGUUUGGACGCUCAGUCCCGGACACUAAGUAUUAGAGGAGAACGAGGGCAGUCUAAAAAAGAGCAGUGUCUAAAGCUGGGAAUCUCCAACUUCACGUUGUUGCAGGUGUUGGGAAAAGGCAGCUUUGGCAAGGUGAUGUUGGUCCGGCUGAACAGUUCAGAUCAGGUGUUUGCAGUCAAAGUCCUGAAGAAAGACAUCAUACUGCAGGAUGAUGAUGUGGAGUGCACUAUGACAGAAAAACGAGUGUUAUCUCUCGCUUCCUCUCAUCCUUACCUCACCCAGCUCUACUGCUGCUUUCAGACACCGGAGCGUUUGUUUUUCGUAAUGGAGUUUGUGAAUGGAGGAGAUCUGAUGUUUCAUAUUCAGAAAUCCCGAAAGUUCGAGGAGAACCGAGCCAGAUUCUACACAGCGGAGAUCACAUCUGCGCUUAUAUUCCUCCACAGCAAGGGGAUUGUAUACAGGGAUCUAAAGCUGGAUAAUGUUUUGCUGGAUAAGGAUGGUCAUUGUAAACUGGCUGAUUUCGGCAUGUGUAAGGAAGGGAUGUCUGAGGGUAUUGUGACUGGAACCUUCUGUGGAACCCCAGAUUACAUUGCACCAGAGAUUCUCCAGGAAUUACUGUACGGGCCAUCGGUUGAUUGGUGGGCUCUCGGUGUGCUUCUCUAUGAAAUGCUCUCAGGGCACGCCCCCUUCGAGGCAGAGAACGAGGAUGACCUUUUUGAGUCCAUCCUGACAGAAGAGAUCAUCUACGCGUCCUGGCUCAGCACAAACGCUGUCGACAUACUUAAAGGGUUUCUGACAAAGAAUCCAUCCCGGCGCCUGGGUUGUGUAGCUACAGAGGGUGGAGAAACUGCUGUAACCAGUCACCCAUUCUUUACCGACAUUGACUGGGACAAACUUAACCAGCGAGCGCUUGAACCACCUUUCAAGCCCAGAAUUAAAACUGCAGAAGAUGUAAAUAACUUUGAUCCAGACUUCACCCAAGAGGAUCCUACACUUACACCCAUCGAUGAGUCCAUCCUCCCGUCCAUCAGUCAGGACGACUUCAGGGGCUUCUCCUUUACCUCUUCUGAACUCUUGAAAAUGGUUUCAGAUUUCCAAAGAGCUGAAGAAACAAGUGAUGUCAGGAAAGAAUGGACCUCAGGAGAAUUCUGUGAUUUCGUUGGACCAAAUGGGUUGUGACAGCGUACACUUGUGUGAGCAGUCUUUGCAUCUAAGCCAGUUCAAAACUGCAUUUUAGUGGUCUAGCUUUCUUUUGCCAUACACUUGUGCUUUAACACAACGGGGGAUUCUCUUUGUGUAAAACGCAUCGCAAGACACCCAAUCCUGGGAGAGACUAGUUUACAUUGAAACUGAUCUAUGGAUGAACAGGUCAGCUUAGUGUCUAAAUUAUCUAACAGUGUUUAGAAAACUUGAUUUGAACGCUCUUCACUUUCUGUGUCCAACACAGACAACAUCAUACAGAAGCAUUGUCAGAAUAGUUCUGUUGUCAUAGAGCACAACUCAAAGUUGGAAUGCGCCUGUGUUUUUUAAUGGAAACUCUAGUUUUGUAAAAACAUUUCUAUGUACAUUUGUCUGUCUUUUUGUCUGUUUGUGUGGUAUUACACUUUAGGUCAGAAUUUCACCCAUUAUUCAAUUCCAGCCUGUCUGGAUGUGUUUUAUUGUUGAUAAAGGUUGCAGUAUUGAG
Messenger RNA from Danio aesculapii, 2932 nucleotides. RefSeq names its product protein kinase C, eta, a (gene prkcha). The transcript has 14 exons. Bases 289 to 2427 code for a protein of 712 amino acids. The record is from RefSeq and is a predicted model, not a curated record. Gene Ontology annotation, molecular function: diacylglycerol-dependent serine/threonine kinase activity; ATP binding. Lineage: Eukaryota; Metazoa; Chordata; Actinopteri; Cypriniformes; Danionidae. Gene Ontology annotation, biological process: protein phosphorylation.